AUGAAGAUAGCUUCAAGUUUUUCGAUUUUUUCGUGCAUUUAUGCCCAGGUUCCUCUCUGCCAUACAAGAGUUGAAGAUGCAGCUUGUCUAGAAUAUGAGGGAAGCGGUGCAGGAGAUGGAUCAGCUGGAGGCCCUGAUUGCUUACUUUACGAAACUGUCGUAAACGAUUUGAGCGGUGGAAUAUUCGCUGUUCAGGCACCUUACAACGGAACAAUUUGCAGAAGAUCUCUUUCAAUUCCUGGGUGUCAGAUAUUCGAGGGCUUUGUCAAUGGUGUAUCAAGCUUCACUGGGCUCAUUUCUCAUGAAUUUGAGUUUCAAGGAAAUCCAAUUUCUGUGACCCUCCAAUGCAAAGAUAUCGAUUGCUUUGAUGGCGCAAAUGGAGGCUGCUCGCACUUUUGUAACAGUAACAAUUCUAAACAUUUCUGCGAGUGUCCGAAUUGUUGGGAACUCGACGGGUAUAAAACAUGUAGGCCUGAAACUGGAAGAAUCAGAACUGCCUGUGGUCCAGAAUACAUGUCGGUUGACGUUGACAAAUGCAUAUUCCACGACAAAAGUUUGUCAUAUGCCGAGAAUUUGAACCUUCGAUGGGAUAGCUGGAUGAGCGACUGCGCUCGAUUCAGAGACAACAACGCCGGAGCUUCGCGUUCGAUGACCACACGUCUAGACAACUGCGGAACAGCAGUAUCACAAGAAGGAGAGGAAAUUGUCUUUCGAAACAAAAUCAUCAGUGGUUCUCGAUUCAACGAGUACAACAUCGUCCUCGAUAACGCAGUCGAACUUGGGGUCGAAUGCCGCUACAACACUAAUGCAUCAACGAACACUGCGAUAAUUGAAGUCGAGUCAAUGGCAGUUACAGGAGGUGCUGUUGGCUACGGCUCUUUUGCAUUCAACGCACAGUACUACAACGAUUUCACAUUCUCGACUCCAGCUGACAGCAAUAACGUCGUGGUCGUUGGCGAGCAGCUUUAUCUAGCUAUCGAGCCUAUUGCUAUCGUCAAUGGCGUUAAGUGGUACAUCACGGACUGUACAAUACACGAUGACCCAAACGAUGCUGACCGAACAUUUCCGAUCGUCGCUAAUCGUUGCCCGAACCCAUUGAUCGUUAAGACAUACAACUCCUUCUUGAACACUCACAGCUUCGACAUGAGCUACACUGCUUUCCAAUUUGAAUUCGAAGGUGGACUAGCGUCUUCACAAGCUGAGCUUUUCCUGACCUGCGAAAUAACUGUCUGCCUUGAUGGAAACUGUCCAAGUGACCCGACCUGCUGA
Molecule: messenger RNA, 1269 nt
Organism: Oikopleura dioica
Lineage: Eukaryota; Metazoa; Chordata; Appendicularia; Copelata; Oikopleuridae
Source: the annotation of a GenBank genome assembly